Messenger RNA from Mercenaria mercenaria, 894 nucleotides. RefSeq lists its product as uncharacterized. The transcript has a single exon. The coding region runs from base 1 to 894 and encodes 297 amino acids. Lineage: Eukaryota; Metazoa; Mollusca; Bivalvia; Venerida; Veneridae. The record is from RefSeq and is a predicted model, not a curated record.
AUGAAAAUAGACAAAUUACGAUCGAUCCGAGAGGGACAACGCAAAGUUAUAGAAAUUCAGCUCCAGAAAAUCGAAAAUGCAAAAGAUAGUUCGUCGAUGUCGGAAUUUCGUGCUAUAAUAGAAUCUGUGACUGGCAAAUUCGAGAAUCUUGUAUCAUUGAAUGAGAAAAUACUUGAACAGACAGAAAUCGGCGAGAUUGAAGAAGAAAUCAUUAACAGUGAAGAAUAUUCAUUAGCGAUACAGAUCAAACUUCGUGAAUUCCAAGAAUUCAGUGAAAGUCGUGAAAAGUCGUCACAAAAUCAAAGUCAGAGAAAUAAUUCAUCAACACCUGGUGAACAGCAGACGAUAAUUGUACAGGAUAGAAAUAGUGCGAGUUCGACGCAAUAUUCCCGCCUUCCAAAAUUCUCAUUACCUACCUUCAACAGAAACAUCUUAGAAUGGCAAGCUUUUUGGGAUUCAUUCAGUUCAGCAGUGCAUUCAAACCAGAAUUUAACGGAUGUGCAAAAAUUUAAUUAUUUAAGUCCACAACUGGAGGAUGAAGCAGCUCGGAAAAUAGAUGGAUUUGCCCUAACGAACGCUAACUACAGUACUGCAGUUGAAUUAUUACAUGAACAAUACGGACAGAAACAUAAGAUAGUGCAUGCUUACAUACAGUCUCUUCUACAUCUUCCGUCGCCUAGCAACACACUUCCAAGCCUGAGAGGAUAUUAUGACAAGCUAGAAACAUACAUCUGGGGACUUGAGUCACUUGAUCAGCAAGAGGAUUCAUUUGGGACGUUCUUAGUGCCUGUGAUAUUUGACAAACUUCCGGCAGAAAUACGUAAGAACUUGGCACGUGAACAUAAAGGCAGAAAUCUAGAAUUACAUGAGAUGCGCCGCGCUAUCUACGAAUAA